AUGAGCAUGAAAACUAAACCUAUGCAAUCAAAAGUAUCCAAACAAAUCUCAAUACAGAACCAAAGACUGUAUGUAAUUUGUGGAUGUUAUUACUUAAUCAUGAAAGGAUGGACAAUUCUUUUCUCAUCAGAAAAAAGGUCAGCAAAAUCCUACGACCAUUUUUUCCCAAUAAACAAGAUGUGGGAUAAAAAUGGUGUGUUAGUAUUCAGUGACGAAAAAGACUAUGAGAUAGAAACAUUACCAAAUGGUAGUGUUGUGUUAAUUCUGAAUGAUGAAGGUAUUCCAAUAUCAAUUGAAAACCAAAAUCGCUCCAGAAUGAAUAAUAAGAAAUACAAGGAGAUUGUUAUAAUGAACAUUCUUAAUGCAUUCUAUAACAAAUUUGAAAAAAUGGAUGCUAGAGGUAUUAAAAUAAUUAGUACAAAAAAGUCUAAUAAGAAUCUUAGUAGUUUUCGAUAUCAAUUAAUUCCUUUAGUAAAUGAAGAAGGAGAGUUAGUUAAUUUUGUUGAUUACAACAAAAUGAAAGAUACCAUUGGGACUCCAAUGUAUCGUUUGCUUUGUUCUCUUCUGAUGAAAAAGAGGGGACAGGGUCCACCAUGUAAAUAUCUUCUUGUUGGAAAUGAAAGUUGGUUAAAUGAACAAUACCAAAGUAUUUGUGCUGAUAACCAAGGUACCUGUUUAAUAACAAAAAAUAGAUUAGUACAUUUAAUUAUUUUUUGUCCAUGUACAUGUGUGCCUCCAAUACCAAUAAUGGUAGGUACUGAUUAUCGUCCAUUUUGUGAUGUUUCAAGGGUGAAAUUUAUCCACCAACAGCAAGAAGUAUAUCAGAGCACUAGUCAAAUUCUUAAAGAUCAAUCCAAUGAAUAUGACCCUGAUAAAGAGAGUAAAACAGAUACACUUUAUUGUGGUAUUGGAUUUAUUCAAAGGUUUGAUGAUACUUUUGAAUAA
This is a messenger RNA of Entamoeba dispar SAW760, 945 nucleotides long. RefSeq lists its product as uncharacterized. The transcript has a single exon. Lineage: Eukaryota; Evosea; Mastigamoebida; Endamoebidae. The record is from RefSeq and is a predicted model, not a curated record. The coding region runs from base 1 to 945 and encodes 314 amino acids.